AUGGGUGAAGGUAGAGCACUGACAUCUAGCAGGUUUGUUGUAGUCAAACCCGAUUCCAGAGUGGAAAUGGAACAUCAUAUCUAUAGAUUCAUUGUCAAUUUGCCUAUGUCUUCAUGUCGUUGUGAUGCUAUUAUGGUCACCAUUGAUAGGUUGACCAAGGUGGAUCGUUUCUUUCUAGUUAGAUCAUGCUACAAAACAGAGUCAGUGGCUUGUAAUUUCAUGGAGCAGAUAGUGAGGUUGCAUGGUAUUCCUCGAUGGAUCAUAUCAGAUCGUGAUACAGUGUUCACUUCAGGAUUUUGGACAGCCCUUCAACAUUAUUUAGGAGCGCCACUGAACUUUAAUUCAACAUAUCACCCAGAGAUAGAUUGCCAAACAAAGAGAGUUAACCAGGUGUUGGAGGCAUUAUAUGGUCACUCGUGUCAUACAUCCUUGAGUUGGGACAAAUUGGAGGAUAGAGUGCUUCUUGGUUCAGAGAUGUUGCAGGAUAUGGAGCAUCAGUUUUCAAUGAGUGAUAAAGUGUUUUUGAGAGUGCGUCCACGAAAGAGUCCUAUCCGAUAUGGAAAAGGCUCUAAGUUGGCACCUCACUUUGUCGGACCAUUCAAGAUUUUGGAGAGAAUUGGUCCUAUAGCUUAUCGUCUAGCCUUGCCACCCAGCUUGUCUCGCAUCCAUGAUGUGUUUCAUGUAUCAGUUUUGAGCCCAUAUUUCCCUAAUGUGACACAUGUUUUGGAUUGGAAUUCAUUGUACGUAGAGCAUGGGUAG
Cryptomeria japonica (Japanese cedar) is the source of this 759-nucleotide messenger RNA. RefSeq lists its product as uncharacterized. The transcript has 3 exons. Gene Ontology annotation, molecular function: nucleic acid binding. The record is from RefSeq and is a predicted model, not a curated record. The coding region runs from base 1 to 759 and encodes 252 amino acids. NCBI's taxonomy places the organism in Eukaryota, Viridiplantae, Streptophyta, Pinopsida, Cupressales, Cupressaceae. Gene Ontology annotation, biological process: DNA integration.